Messenger RNA from Suillus clintonianus, 1245 nucleotides. RefSeq lists its product as uncharacterized. Bases 1 to 1245 code for a protein of 414 amino acids. Lineage: Eukaryota; Fungi; Basidiomycota; Agaricomycetes; Boletales; Suillaceae. The record is from RefSeq and is a predicted model, not a curated record. The transcript is spliced from 5 exons.
AUGCCCGGUGUAUCAUGGAUGACACGCGAACAGUCGGCUUGGCUGAAAACUAAGGUGGAUGCAUUCCGCCUCAGCCAGCUGCAGGGCGAAACAACUGUCUUCUUUGCGAAUACAUCCCGUGAAUGGUUCGAGAACUGGCCUGAAGCUGCUGUGCAUUUCAAAGACAGCGAGACUGGUGUUCCACUUACCAAAUCCCAGUUAUCAGAAGAGCAGACAGUUGAAUUAGGAUUACAUCUCCAAAAACGUCGUUCCAAACUCCGUUCUUACUUCUACCGCAGCAACUCCGCCGCUGCGCAAGGACGAGUGACACAAUUCACUAAAACGAUUACGAAGCUCAUGGGCUCCACCACUGCUCGCACUCGUGGGCCGUCUGCUGUGGAAUAUUUUAUUCAAACCGAGUACAAGGACAACAACGCCGUCAAGGAUGAGAUCUCAUCUAAGAUAGCAUCAUGCACUCAACAAAAUCGCAUGGCCUUGCUUCGUACAGAAGCAACGAAGGCCAUGACUGCGCGGGGACAAGAAUAUGUGCUGAAGAUGGAGCGGGAGGCGAAAGCUGAAUGUGAGCUACGUGUGCAGAAGGCCAAGGCUGAGAUGGAGGCACUGUCUAAUCCCAGUGACUCUGCAAAGUUGCAAUGCAUUGAAGGGCUGGGUGGAUUGAUCGGACAACUUCUACAGUCCAUCCACGACACGACAGGUUGGAACGGGAGCGUGUACAUUGGGGGACCAGACCCUCGUGUAGGUGGGGAUCUUCGCGUUUACAGUUUCCACCAUGGGAAGGGUACUACCGGCCUCAACUUUCGUGAUACACUGCCUGACCAUCACGCACGAAUCAUCGAACCAUUCACUACUUUUUUGAAGGGCGCUUUUGCUGCUUCUGUCCAGGAGCGCAUCCCAGACUCGUCUCCCUCGAGUAUGGAUACUAUUGUGCCCCUUAUGGACACCUCCGUCCCCAUACUCGUCUCCGUCAGUAUGGAUACUAUCGUGCCGUCUCCAUCGAGUAUUGAUACUAUCGUGCCCCUUAUGGACACCACCGACUUCCUCGCUGCUCCGACUGCAACUCAAGAAGUGCCGCAUGCCUCGGCCGAUCAAUUCUUCCCCAUUAACCCCCCCAUUAACCCUUUCUCAUUUCAUCCUAUUGACGAUUCACUCAAUAUGUCGGGCGAGUUCUCAUUCGAUCCCAUUCCCGACGAUUCACUCAAUCUCAUUCCCGGCAAUUCUUUUCGAUCUGUCAAACGAGGCCCUUGA